CUUCAUCUCCAAGAAAGAAAAAAAGUAGCAAUAAUUCUAAUAAUGAGGCAACAAAGAUAUUUACCUGUUUUAUUCAUCAUCAUCUUCUUCUCCGCUACAUUUAUUAAAGCUCAAGAAGUUGAGGAUGAGAGGGAGUUUGAUUAUGGUGAAAAAAGUGAAAAAGGUCCAAAAAUGUGGGGGAAAUUGAAGAAAGAAUGGGAAGCUUGUAAUAAUGGAGAAAUGCAAUCCCCUAUUGAUAUGUCACAUGAAAGAGUUAGAAUUAUUCAAAAGCCAGAUAAAAGACAUUACAAGCUAUGCAAUGCUACUGUUAAGAAUAGAGGACAUGACAUUUCGUUACAAUGGCAUGGUGAUGCUGGAUCUGUUUCAAUAAAUGGCACAAAUUAUCCACUACAACAAGCUCAUUGGCACUCUCCUUCCGAACACACCGUCAACGGAAGAAGGUAUGACAUGGAAAUGCACAUGGUACACUUAAAUGAAAAUGCAACAAAUAAAAUUGUUGUGAUUGGAGUUCUCUACAAAAUUGGUAAACCUGAUCGAUUUCUCUCCAAGUUGAUAAGAAAUAUAUCAUCUAUGAUUGACAAAAAAGAUGAAGUGAAAAAUGCUGGUAUGAUUGAUCCAAGAGAAAUCAAGAUUGGUAGUAGAAAAUAUUAUAGAUAUAUGGGUUCACUUACUGUUCCUCCUUGCACUGAAGGAGUCAUUUGGACAAUUAAAAAAAAGGUGAGGACUGUUUCAAGAGCUCAAGUCAAAAUGCUUAGAGAAGCUGUUCAUGAUUAUGCUGAAAGGAAUGGAAGGCCAUUGCAAUCAAAAAACAAGAGACCAAUUUAUCUUAUGGCACCAGAUGAUACUGCUUGAGAUUAUUCUAUUCAUAAUAUUUGUAACAAAGAUUAGGAUACUGCUUGAGACCAUUAUUCUAUUCAUAAUAUAUUUGUAACAGAAAAUUUUUGUUUUCUUGAUUGUUGUUAUUCUUUUAGUCAGCAAAGUGCUUGUUGUGUAAAAAAAAAAAAGGCCAGAAAAAUGCAUAAUAUAUAGA
Molecule: messenger RNA, 1030 nt
Organism: Solanum tuberosum (potato)
Lineage: Eukaryota; Viridiplantae; Streptophyta; Magnoliopsida; Solanales; Solanaceae
Product: alpha carbonic anhydrase 7-like
Exons: 7
Coding region: 43-852 (269 amino acids)
Biological process (GO): one-carbon metabolic process
Molecular function (GO): carbonate dehydratase activity; zinc ion binding
Source: RefSeq, a predicted model, not a curated record